AUCACUGGAGCCGUCGGAUAAGAUCCUUUUAUCGGGCGGAAGCUGUUGGAUUUGGUGCCCAAAAUCAGUGGCACCGAAGGAUUUCAGCAAUGAUGUCUGUGACAGAGAGAUCACUGUUACAGCAGGCUACCUGAUUUAGGGGGAAAAAAAGAAAAGAGAAUCACAGCCACAGGUCCAACAGAUCUCAAAUGAUCGUCAAUUAAAAAGCUGUGACCGAGAGACAGGGUGAUAAAUCUACCAGAUCACCGGGAUCGGUCUGCAGGGUAGAACUCGUGUUUCAAAAGGUUGACAUGCAGCAAAAGUUGUGCACACGCAACACAACCUUGUUCGUGGAAAACGGCCAGGCUUGUGGCGCAGGCGCUCCAUCUCCACCCCCAUACCGAUGCCCCCAGUGUGGAGAGCACGAACGCUUUCAUAGCCUGGCAGCAUUACGGGCCCACCUUGACUACAACCACAUAUACGAUCCAAGGCACAACCUCAGCCUCCCUGCCAGCAGGGGGUACUUAUGCUCUAACAGCAAAAGAGCCACUGCUGAGACCCAGACAACAAAGGACGCACACUGACACGCUUCGCACAAGUUCCCAUUCAGCUCAGAUCCCCUUCCACAUAAGCAGACUGCAGACACAUGCCCAGAACAGCCUGCUUCCCCGGAGAAGAGUGGCACUAACCGGGAGUCAUCCAUUGGCACAAAGCUCCUCUCUGCGCCUGUGCCCUCUGUGGGGCAGAGGCUGGAGGGCAUGAUUAGGACGGCGAGUAGCAGCAUGGAGCGACGGCUGCUCCGGCUUAGCUCAGAACUGGCCCACACUGACACAGCACUUCUCUGUGAGCGCGCACACUCGCACCACCUGGCCCAGGCCCGGCAGGAAGUUCUGGAAAGGGAGCAAGCUCUCAGCAGACAGGUGAACGCCGCCGUUAUGGUUAUCGCCACGCUGCGCCAGCAACUCAGCAUGUCCGAGCAUGAGCUGGAACAGAGGGAACAGGAAGUGGUUGCUAUUCAGAAAUUUCUGGAAGCAGCAGCGCAGCAUGAGAUGUGCGGGAAAGUCCGUUUGCGGCGGUUCAUCGAGGGCCUCCUGCGACGCAUUGCUCUGGCUGAAAGGCUGCUGGAGUAUUACCAGAACACUCCCCAUGAGCACUACUGCACAGCCCACACAGUGGCUCCUAUAGCUGAGACAGGCCCCCAAAGAAUAACCAAAAGCAGGUCUAAAGGAGAGCAACUGGUCAAUGAGGAGGAACUGUCACAUGGGCAUCACGCUGGCUGGGGAGCAUCCCGGGCCUCUGGGGAGAGACGGGGCCAUCAUGUCUGGGUCCAGGGCAGGAGGUCAGAGAGUUAUGAAGUUUAGGUGCCUGGCCUGAGCCAUUCCAUGAGCGUACUGUAUAUGCUGAAAAUGUAGUGUAUCGAAAUUUAAUUUUGAGCAAAUAAAUGCAUAGACAAAAGCAGCAUUAAAAAUGCAUAACAUUCCUGGGAAAAAAAUUUGACCUGGAUCUCAUACUGAGAGAUCCUUUUCGGAUCUUUUUGUAGCACUUAAUCUUCUCAGCUUGUAAUAUUGUUUCGGUCAGAGUCCUGUAGGACUCCACUGUGUCUAACGGUGGCAUGUUGCUGUUCUGGUGAGCAGAAUACCCUCUGUGGAAUGCCUUCACCACUUCUGUAGUGCUGUGAAGGCGCUAGCAUACCUUUGACAUUGUGGACUCAUGGUGAGAUUGCCCUUUAAAUCUAAUAUAUAUGGCUACCUAGGUUAAUUGUUUGCAUUCUGAAGAAUCCUGUAUUGUGGGUAUUAAAUGUUUGAUCAUAUUAUUCAUUAUUCAGAUCGAUGCAGUUUUGCAGUAGUGCCUUGCAUAAGUAUUCCCCUGCACCUGAGAUUAUAUGUCAUGAAUCUACACUAAAUAACUCAUAAUAUUGAAUCAGGGAUCUAUAUUUUGCAAAAUUAUUUACUAUUUGACUUCCACUGUGGGCUAGGAAAGACAUUUGACUUGUUCCUGGAAAAUCCCAGAGGGAAUAAUAGCUAAAUAAACAGCACUAUGAAUCAA
This is a messenger RNA of Silurus meridionalis, 2025 nucleotides long. It is a transcript of the gene znf365, whose product is annotated as zinc finger protein 365. NCBI's taxonomy places the organism in Eukaryota, Metazoa, Chordata, Actinopteri, Siluriformes, Siluridae. Gene Ontology annotation, cellular component: centriolar satellite. Gene Ontology annotation, biological process: regulation of neuron projection development; regulation of double-strand break repair via homologous recombination; regulation of DNA strand resection involved in replication fork processing. The record is from RefSeq and is a predicted model, not a curated record.